UGCCCGGUAGUGGAGAUGUCUAGCCGAUCCAAGCGGGAGUCUCGAGGUUCCACCCGCGGGAAACGCGAGUCCGAGUCGCGGGGCAGCUCGAGCCGCGUCAAGCGGGAGCGGGAGCGGGAGCCCGAGGCGGCCAGUUCCCGGGCUAGCCCGGUGCGCGUGAAGCGGGAGGCGGAGCCGCUGCCCGCUCGCGAGGUGCCGGCGCCCGCCUUCUCGGCGGUGCGCGUGAAGCGGGAACGCGAGGCCGACGAGGACUCGGAGCCCGAGCGGGAGGUGCGAGCCAAGAAUGGCCGAGUGGAUUCUGAGGACCGAAGGAGCCGCCACUGUCCAUACCUGGAUACCAUUAACAGGAGUGUGCUGGACUUCGACUUUGAGAAACUGUGUUCCAUCUCCCUCUCCCAUAUUAAUGCAUAUGCCUGCUUGGUGUGCGGCAAGUACUUUCAAGGCCGGGGCUUGAAGUCACACGCCUACAUUCAUAGUGUCCAGUUCAGCCACCAUGUCUUCCUCAAUCUCCACACCCUCAAGUUCUACUGCCUCCCCGACAACUAUGAGAUCAUCGAUUCUUCCCUGGAGGACAUCACGUAUGUCUUGAAGCCCACUUUCACAAAGCAGCAGAUUACAAACUUGGACAAGCAGGCUAAAUUGUCCCGGGCAUAUGAUGGCACCACUUACCUGCCAGGUAUCGUGGGGCUGAAUAACAUAAAGGCCAACGACUAUGCCAAUGCUGUCCUUCAGGCUCUGUCGAAUGUCCCUCCUCUCCGGAACUACUUCCUGGAAGAAGACAAUUACAAGAACAUCAGGCGUCCUCCUGGGGAUAUCAUGUUCUUGCUGGUGCAGCGUUUUGGAGAGCUGAUGAGAAAGCUCUGGAACCCUCGGAAUUUUAAGGCGCAUGUCUCUCCCCAUGAAAUGCUUCAGGCUGUUGUCCUUUGCAGUAAGAAGACGUUCCAGAUCACCAAGCAAGGGGAUGGAGUCGACUUUCUGUCCUGGUUUCUGAAUGCCCUGCACUCAGCCCUGGGGGGCACAAAGAAGAAGAAGAAGACAAUCGUGACCGACGUAUUCCAAGGGUCCAUGAGGAUCUUCACCAAAAAGCUCCCCCACCCUGAUCUGCCUGCAGAGGAGAAGGAGCAAUUGCUCCACAACGACGAGUACCAGGAGACGAUGGUGGAGUCCACCUUCAUGUACUUGACGCUGGACCUGCCCACCGCCCCACUCUACAAGGACGAGAAGGAGCAGCUCAUCAUCCCGCAGGUGCCGCUCUUCAACAUCCUGGCCAAGUUCAAUGGCAUCACUGAGAAGGAAUAUAAGACUUACAAGGAGAACUUCCUGAAGCGUUUCCAGCUCACCAAGCUGCCUCCUUAUCUCAUCUUCUGCAUUAAGAGAUUCACCAAGAACAACUUCUUUGUGGAGAAGAAUCCAACCAUUGUCAAUUUCCCCAUCACAAACGUGGACCUGAGAGAAUACUUGUCUGAAGAAGUGCAGGCAGUCCACAAGAACACCACCUAUGACCUCAUUGCCAACAUUGUGCAUGACGGCAAGCCCUCAGAGGGCUCCUACCGGAUCCACGUGCUCCACCACGGGACGGGCAAAUGGUACGAGUUACAAGACCUGCAGGUGACGGACAUCCUUCCCCAGAUGAUCACGCUGUCCGAGGCUUACAUCCAGAUUUGGAAGAGACGAGAUAAUGAUGAAACCAACCAGCAGGGGGCUUGAAGGAUGAGCCUUGGCCAGGGCACACCAGCUGCCGUCUGUGCAUCAGAGUACGGAGCUUGCCGGCUCUCUAGGGCAGCCCGGCCCUCUGGGCCCUGGCUCAUCUCAGAGCAUCACGGGUGCCCUCCCGGGUGGCUUUGUGCCAUCACCUACAAUUUAGUUAGGUUGCUACUCCAUCUCCUUCUGUGUAGCUCCUUUCUAGCUGCCCAGGCCAGCACUCUCUUUCUGAGUCGCUGGAGUAUCUGAAGGACAUGGUAAUUUCUUCCAAGCCUCAGAAUCCCAGGAAGAAGAGCUUGAAGCCAGUAACAUCUUUUCCAUCAAUGAAUAGGAAUAUGAAUUGCGUGUGGGUUUCUUGAUGUGUUUUUGGAAUGGAGUAAAUAUUUUCCUUUUUAAACUA
Messenger RNA from Echinops telfairi (small Madagascar hedgehog), 2101 nucleotides. It is a transcript of the gene USP39, whose product is annotated as ubiquitin specific peptidase 39. Gene Ontology annotation, molecular function: zinc ion binding; cysteine-type deubiquitinase activity. The transcript is spliced from 13 exons. Gene Ontology annotation, biological process: protein deubiquitination; mRNA processing; spliceosomal complex assembly. The record is from RefSeq and is a predicted model, not a curated record. Bases 16 to 1707 code for a protein of 563 amino acids. Lineage: Eukaryota; Metazoa; Chordata; Mammalia; Afrosoricida; Tenrecidae.